This is a messenger RNA of Brassica oleracea var. oleracea, 1183 nucleotides long. Its product is annotated as UPF0725 protein EMB2204-like. The record is from RefSeq and is a predicted model, not a curated record. The transcript is spliced from 5 exons. Lineage: Eukaryota; Viridiplantae; Streptophyta; Magnoliopsida; Brassicales; Brassicaceae. Bases 38 to 1057 code for a protein of 339 amino acids.
AAACCCUAAAUCGACCAGAGCAUCAACCGAAAUUUGGAUGGAGAUAGGGGGAGAGACGAUAGUGCCGUGGCUCACAACAGAAAAGGGCACGUCUAACUAUAGUCAAAUACUGAGGGAAUCCAAGGGAUUCGAUAGCUGUAGUUUGCUACUACCAUGCAUUUUUACAGUACAAGAGAACAUCUGUAAUAAUCAAUAUUUUCCUUGUCGUUCCUUUGUCCGCCUUUAUGCUAAGAUGGGUCUUCAUGGUUACAAUUUGUUCCAGGGGAAAAACUUACAGUUUAGUGGCGUAAACAGAUACAACAACUCCCUUCGUCCUGCAGCUUCAUCUUACUACAUUACCUUGGAUGCUAAGGAUCCAACUAUUGGUUUGGUUCAGACUUUUCAGACCACUGUUUCUGAAGUAAGUUUUGGCGAAUUGAUUUUGAGCUGCAAAGUUGCUAGACCUUAUGGGGAAACCAAUACAAUCCACAUAGGUGAGGAAAACAAGAGAAACAAUCAAAUGCAUAUCAGCCUCCUCGGACGUAUGAUGCCUAAAUUGCCGCAACAUAAUCCUUUCCAAAAAACAAAUCGAUCUUACGUGCUAAAUAAAUCAGAGCUACAAGACCAUGAUUGUAUCUCUCUGUAUCUUGAACUUGCAAUUGCCACAACUCAUAGGCACUCUAGCCGCGAUCCUGAUCUGUCCAACUUGGAGAUUCUAGAAGUUGCUAUAGAAUCCACGCAAGACCUGGAGCCGAGUGAGGCACUUGGCAGCGCCAGUGAUGCAAUUUUCUACAUAAGGUACAAGGACUUGUCUCGUGUUAAAAGUGAUGUCGAUUGCAUUGCUAUAGUUAGAAGAAUCUGCCAUGAGCAGACGGGAACCUUCAGACUCGUGGGUCAGAUCAAGACGAUACCACAGAAGAAUAAGAGUUCGCGUACGUCAAUUUUAUUUAGGCGGCGUUUAGGCCUCUACAAUCCAUGGCGGUUAUCUAGUCCUAGGCUGGCUCAAGGCAAAAGAAACCGUGGCGUUGUGCUGGCUCGACUCCGCCAUUUUCACAAGAGUGUCCGCCAAGUUAAAUGAUAAAACCACCGACUGGCUAAGUUAUUUUGUGCCUUUGGAUAAUUUUAUAGAAAAUUACUUAGACUAACUCUUAUUUAUUAAGUUAACUCUAUGAUUUUUAUGUGUUCUUACAUGGAUAUAAAUGUU